This is a messenger RNA of Archocentrus centrarchus (flier cichlid), 1374 nucleotides long. RefSeq names its product olfactomedin-4-like. Lineage: Eukaryota; Metazoa; Chordata; Actinopteri; Cichliformes; Cichlidae. Gene Ontology annotation, biological process: signal transduction. The transcript is spliced from 7 exons. The coding region runs from base 1 to 1374 and encodes 457 amino acids. The record is from RefSeq and is a predicted model, not a curated record.
AUGAGACUGUACGUGAUCCUUCCACUGUGUGCUCUGCUCACCCUCACAGAGCAGGAACAUCAACAUGGAAAGUGUGCGUGUGAGCUGAGUAACUCAGAGAGGGCAUUCCCUCAUGAAAAACUCAGGAGAGCUGAAAGCAGCGCCUCAGCCUGCAACAGCAACAUCACCCCACAGAAGACGGUGGAGCUGGAGAGUCUGCUGCAGGGGCUGGAGCAACGUCUUGGUGAGCUGCACAAAGAUGUGCAGAUCCUGGAGAAGGAGGAUGACGGGGAGCUGUACGGAGUCCUCAGCCUGUAUGUUAUAGAGAACGAAAUGACUGAGAUCAAACUGCUGAUGGACAAGCUCAACAGCACCACUCUGGGACACCAGCUCCUCACUGCUAACACCUCUCAGCAGCUGGAGAACAUGAAAACAGAGAUGGAAGAGCUGGAGAAGUUCGACAGCAUGCAGGUGAUAAAGGGACAACAAACCAUCAGGAGUUUGACCACAGACCUGGACAGCUGCAAAAGGGAACUCGGGGUGCUUUCCCAGCUUCCCCAGGGUACCUGUCCUCGCAGCCGGAUCUUAAACGUCACCGGGCCGGUGUUCUUCACAGCCGGAGAGUAUCCCGGCUCGUAUCCUUAUGGAGCCUGGGGCCGCGAUCCCAAACCAGAGAAAGGGAAAGAGAGCUGGUAUUGGGUGGUGAUGAUGACUUCCAACAACAGAUACUCCAACUAUGUUCGUUUUUACUCCAGUCUGAGCACUCUCAUCAUCGGAGUGAGCGUCCCAGGUAAUGUUGAGAUCCACUCUUCAAACCCAGCUACCAACACCAUCCAGGGUCCAAACAACGUUGUGUAUGGAGGCGCUUUGUACUACAACUGUUAUGAUAGAGAUGCUGUGUGUAGAUUCAACCUCACCACCAAAAGUGUCUCCACCAUAGAGCUACACAAAGACACCAGGUAUAACUCCAAGGCUAACUUCUGCCACCUUGAUGAAUGCUACCCAUACACCGACCUGGACCUGGCGACUGAUGAAUCUGGUGUCUGGGUGAUCUUCACCACCGCCCUGGACUUUGGCAACAUCAUACUGUCUAAUGUGGAGGAGGGUGACCCACCAGUGCUUGGAAAAACCUGGCAAACGUCACUCUACAAGCAGGCAGUGACCAACACCUUCAUGGCCUGCGGCGUCCUCUACGCCACACGCUACGUCAGCGAAGAGGUGGAGGAGAUCUUUUACUCGUUCAACACCGUGACGGGGAAGGAGCGGUUCAGCGUGGGCAUCUUCAUCAACAAGGUUUCUCCCAACAUCCAAGCCCUGAACUACAGCCCUGUGGACCAGAUGCUAUACGCCUACUGUGACUCCAUCAUGGUUUCCUACAAGAUGUUCUUCAAGUAA